Salpingoeca rosetta is the source of this 5330-nucleotide messenger RNA. Its product is annotated as dual oxidase 2 short isoform. The transcript has 5 exons. Gene Ontology annotation, biological process: response to oxidative stress. The record is from RefSeq and is a predicted model, not a curated record. Bases 114 to 4916 code for a protein of 1600 amino acids. Gene Ontology annotation, molecular function: calcium ion binding; heme binding; peroxidase activity. NCBI's taxonomy places the organism in Eukaryota, Choanoflagellata, Craspedida, Salpingoecidae.
GCGACAGCGGGCAUUGGUUUUCAUUUUUCUCCUUUCGACAACGGCCAUCUCGUUUACCCACGGGUUUUGUUUUGUUUCUUUUGUGCAGUCCACCCACCUUUUUCUGACUUGCGAUGCGUGCCGCCAUGCACGGGAAGGCCGGCGUGAUGCUGGCGCUCGUGUGCGUGCUGGCCGUGGCCCUCAAGGCGUCUGCGCAGUGCCCAUAUGUGUCAGAGGCCGAGGAAUUGCCCGACCACCCGCGCCCCGUUGAGUACCAGGGAUGGGACGGUUUCUACAACAACCUCGCACACCCAGAGUGGGGUGUCGCCGACUCCAACCUCCUCCGUAUCCUGCCCCCCAAGUACGCGGAUGGCCAGUAUGCGCCGUCCAACCCUGACGGCCCGAACCCGCGGUCCGUGUCCGAGGCGACGAUGGCCGGCAACACGGGCAUCAUCCCCGACAUUCCGCGCACCGUCUUCUGGACCCACUACGGCCAGCAGGUUGUGGAGGAGAUUCUGGAUGCGCAGCGCAACCCGUGCGUGCCGGAGUACGUGAACAUCCCGCUGCCCGACGGCGACUCACUCUACACCAACUACACGCAGGGGUUCAUCCCGCUGCCACGCGCGCGCUUCAACUACCGCACGGGCUGGGCGCCCUCUGUGCCGCGCGAGCAGCUGACGGAGAUUUCCGCGUUUAUCGACGGCACGCUCAUGUACGGGCCCAACAAGCCCUGGGCAGACUCGAUCCGCUCGUUUGAGGGCGGACGCCUGCGCUCCAAGGCCGACGGCAAGCGCGCGCGCGGGCUGGCCGUCUCCAGCAGCGUGGAGGAACACCUCCCGGACACCAACUGGCUCGGCCUGCCCGUGGCCAACCCGCCCGCGCCCUUUUACGGCAAGCUGCAGUCUGCGGCGCGCCUGUACCUGCUGGGCAACCCGCGCACCAACGAGAACCCGUUUCUGCUGUCCAUGGGCAUUCUGUGGUUCCGCGAGCACAACUACCACGCCGACAGGCUGGCGGCGGAGAACCCGACGUGGACGGACGAGGAGCUGUUCCUGGAGGCGCGCAAGUGGACCAUUGCCAUGCACCAGAAGGUGACGCUGUACGAGUGGCUGCCGCUCGUGGUGCACAACAGCAGCGCGCGCUACAGCGAGCUGGUGGACGCCAACGGCGACUCUGCCUACUCGGGCUACAAGGACUACGUCAACCCGCAGAUUUCGCACGUGUUCCAGUCGGCGGCCAUGCGCAUCGGCCACACGUUUGUCACCCCGGGCGUGCACCGCCGCACGGCGUCGUGCGACUUUUACGAGGAGACGGCCGGGGAUGGCACCAAGAGCUACCCGCGCGCCAUCCGCACGUGCAACUCGUACUUCCGCCCGGAGGAGUUUAUCGACGAGUACGACAACUCGUUUGAGGAGCUGGUCAUGGGCAUGACGUCGCAGCUGACGGAGAGGGAGGACAACAUCAUCACGGAGGAUCUGCGCGGGUUUGUGUUUGGCCCGCUCGAGGCGACGCGCCGCGACCUCAUGGCCAUCAACAUCCAGCGUGCGCGCGACCACGGCCUGCCCUCGUACAACGACGCCCGCAUCCACUUUGGCCUGGCGCCCAUCACGGACUUUUCCGACCUCCCCGUGAGCGCGGACCUGGUCACGGCCACGCGCGAGGUGUACGGCGACGAGCUGGAGCACUUUGACAUCUGGACGGGCGGCCUGCUCGAGUCGGAGGCCUUUGACGGCCCCGGCGAGCUGUUCUCCGCCAUCAUCCUGGACCAGUUCCUGCGCAUCCGCGACGGCGACCGCUUCUGGUUUGAGAACGAGCUCAACGGCCUGUUCACCGACGAGGAGCGCGAGCUCAUCUUCAACACGACCAUCCACGACAUUAUCGUGCGCAACUCGCGCGGCGUCAUCACCACGGACGACAUCCCGGCCAACCCGUUCCUCUUCCAGGCCGGCGACCCUUGCCCGCAGCCGGAGCCGGAGCCUGGCCGCCAGCUCUCCCAGACGGACUUGGAGCCUUGCACCAACCCGCAGACCUACGACUACUUUCAGCGCUCGUACGACAUUGGCAGCCUGCCACUCACGGUGGCGCUCGGGCUCGGUGGCACCGUCGUGCUCGCCCUCGGACUGAUGAUCUUCUUUGUGCGCCGCGGACGCAAGCAACGCCAGCUCCUGCGGGAGACGGCCGGCACCAUCCGGCAGCAGGCCGCGUCCACGCGCCGCUCAUCCCACCGCCCCGGCGCCGAGGCCGUGCGCGAGGGCAACAGGGCCAUCCGCGACGAGCUGGCGGAGCUGGACAUGCCCGACGAGUCUGUGCCGGACGACCGGCGGCACCUGUUCAAGGCGCGCAUCCGCUCGCACGGGUUCCUGAGCAACACCAACCUGGAGGUGGUCUACGUCGGUGUGAUCCACGAGCGCGACGGCGACCAGGUGGGCGCGUCGGUUGUGGUGUACAACCGGGACGGCGAGGUGCUGCAGUCUGUGCCCGUGAACGACGUGCGCGCGUUCCACACGGGCCCGCUGUACCGCUCGGUGUACCUGUCGUGCCAGUCUGGCGUGGGCACGUCGCUCAUCUUCAACGCGCUCAACGGCGCCAAGUUUACGGUGAAGCUGGAGCAGGGCCUGGACGACUCGCACGCGCCGAUUGAGGCCGUGGUGCACGCCACGGACGACGACAUUCUGGAGGUGUCCGCGCGCGAGUCGACGGCGGCGCGCACGCGCAUCAACGACGCGAUUGAGUACGCGCUCAACGGCGUGUUUGCCAACUCGGACCCGGACUUCCGCGCCACGCAGCGCCGCCACGGCGGCGGGCAGGACGCCGGCACCACCGACCAGGACCACGAGCGCGUGCUGCGCAACCUGCGCCUGUCGCAGUUUGAGUUUGCCGGGCUCAUUGGCCUGCCCUCGGAGCACGAGUUUGUCAUCUCCCUGUUCAACUUUGCCGACUUCAACGGCGACGGGUACCUGUCGGCGUCUGAGAUUAUCCAGGUGCUCAAGCCCUUCUCGGAGAGCGACCCCACGCGCCGCUCCUCGCUGCUGUUUGACUUUUACGACAAGGACCACAGCGGCAUGCUCGACCUGGACGAGCUGCGCGAGUUUAUCAUCUCCCUGUACGCGCUCACGGGCCUGGACGACCUCUCGGACGAGCAGGCCGACACGCUCCUCAAGACCAUCUUUGGCGAGCACGCCAUGCAGACGGGCGUCAACCGCGAGCAGUUUGUCUCGGACAUUGCCCAGCAGCCCCACCUGCAGGACGCCCUGGACCGCCUCCUCCCCGGCGCCAAGCCCAAGAAGGACCGCCACGCCGCCGCCGCCGCCGAUGCAGCAGCAGGGGCAGAGGACGACGACGAGCGCGACGACGUGCAGGAGCGCAAGGGCUGGCUGCUGCGCUGGUCCGACUACGUGGCGGCCAACCGCCUCGACUGCUUCUGGUUUAUGGCGUUUAUGGUCUCCACCGCCCUCAUCUUCUACGAGCGCUUCUGGCGCUACGAGAUUGUCCGCCUGCACGGCGGCCUGCGCGCCAUCACCGGGUACGGCGUCGCCACCACCCGCGGCGGCGCCUCCGCCAUGAUGUGGACCUUCUCCCUCGCCGUCCUCCCGCUCUGCCGCAACACGCUCACCUUCCUCCGCGGCACCUUCGUCGCCAAGGUCCUCCCGCUCGACUCGGCCAUCGAGUUCCACAAGCUCGCCGCAAAGACGGGCUUCCUCUUCGUCUGCGUCCACCUCAUCGGCCACGUCAUCAACUUCUACAACAUCAGCACCCAGCCAGCCGCAGACGUCGGCUGCCUCUUCCGCCAGGUCUUCUGGACCUCGGACUUCCUCCCCCAUUUCGGCUGGUGGGUCUUCCAGACCGUCACCGGCCUCUCCGGCUUCCUCCUCACCCUCGUCUGCAUCUUCAUGUUCAUCUUCUCCCUCCAAAUCGUCAGGAGAAGCUCCUUCGCAGUCUUCUGGAGCGUCCACCACCUCUGGGUCCUCUUCUUCGCCCUCCUCUACCUCCACGGUGCGGCGAGGCUGGUGCAAGAACCAUUUACCUACUUUUUCGCCACAGGGCCUUUGGUCCUGCUCGCCAUUGACAAGCUGAUUUCGCUGUCUCGGUCGCACCACGACCUGAACGUGCAGGAAGCGCUGCUGCUCCCGUCUGGCGUGCUGUGCCUGCAGAUGGACAAGCCCCCGGGCUUUGAGGCCAUGCAGUCUGGCCAGUGGCUUCGCCUCAAGUGCACGGCCGUCUCCAAGUACGAGUGGCAUCCCUUCACCAUCUCCUCGGCCCCACAGGAGAACUUUGUCUCCGUGCACAUUCGCAGCGCAGGCCCUUGGACCACCAAACUUCGCCAGGUCUUUGCCGAGGCCAAGUCCACGGGCGCCGACCUCCCAACCGUGCAGCUCGAGGGCCCCUUUGGCGAGAUUCACCAGGACUGGCUCAACUCGAGCGUGGCCGUCUUUGUUGGUGGUGGCAUUGGCGUCACCCCGUACGCCUCCAUUCUCCAGGACCUUGCCUGGCGGUACCACAACAACCAGAACGUGUCGCUGCGGCACAUCCACUUUAUCUGGGUGACGCGCACGCAGAAGGAGUACGAGUGGAUGGUUGAGCUGAUCCGCGAGGUGCAGGCCGAGAUUCCGGACGACGUGCUGACCGUCGACGUGUACAUCACGCAGGGCAAGCGCGACUACGACCUCCGCACCUCGCUCAUGUUCAUGUUUGAGCGCAACCACAUUGAGGGCAGCAAGGUCUCGCUGCUCACGGGCCUGCGCGCCACCACCAACUUCCAGCGGCCCAACUUUGAGAAGAUCCUGCCCGCCCUGCGCGACCAGUUUGAUCCUCUCCCCAUCUCCAUCUACACGUGCGGCCCGCCGGCCCUGGCCAACGCCGUCGAGAACGGCACCCGCAGCACCAACGAGUCGGAGGCCACCAGCGUCCCGCUGCGCCACCACUUUGUCUCCUUCUAAGCGCAAGCGCGAAGGGGGCCCGCGUGGUGCUCGUGUGUUUGCACUGCGCACUUUGUGUGUUGUGGUGUUGUGUUUGUUUUCUUUCCCCCCUCUUUUGUUGGGUUGCCUUCCCUCUGUGUGCGCGCGAGUGUGUGUGGUGUGGUGUGUGGUGUGAUGUGAUGUGAGAACCAUCAACUAUCGCAUCACCUUUCACCUUUCACCUUGUUCCCGUGCACGCGGCUGUUGUUGUUGUUGCUGUUGUUUCUUCUCUGUUCUUUUGCUGCUCUCACGAUGGCGUGGAUGGCGUCUUUGUACGUCGCCCCCACUGGUGGUGGUGCUUUGCAAUGGCACUGCCACCAUCGUGCGUGUGCUUGCGUUUUGUUCCUUCCUACAACGCCCCAACAAUGAACAGACAGACAACAACUGGUCGUCAAC